Cannabis sativa is the source of this 2325-nucleotide messenger RNA. Its product is annotated as xylan O-acetyltransferase 1. Gene Ontology annotation, cellular component: Golgi apparatus. Gene Ontology annotation, molecular function: O-acetyltransferase activity. The transcript is spliced from 5 exons. Lineage: Eukaryota; Viridiplantae; Streptophyta; Magnoliopsida; Rosales; Cannabaceae. The coding region runs from base 495 to 2006 and encodes 503 amino acids. The record is from RefSeq and is a predicted model, not a curated record.
ACUGCCCGCCAAAGAGACCCAAUGCAGCCAUAACUGAUAACCCUUUGGAAUCACUCUUCUCUCUCUCUCUUUCUCUCUCCUAUUUUUUUUAAGAGAAAAUAUAUACAAAAAUAUGAAGAAAGUAGUUAGCCAUGGAAUAUAAAAAAAGAAAAAGCAAAUAAACAAAUAAAAAAAACCAAGAAGAAGAAGAAGAAGACGAUGACAGCAGCAGCAGCAGCUUGAGAAAGACAAUUCUCCCUCCACCAAAUGCCUUAACCAUUUCUUCAAGACUAACCCAUUUCACCAAACGCUCCUUUAAUUAAACAAACCCCAAAACCCAACUCUAAUUCGGUAACUCUCUUUCUCUCUCUCUCUCUUCACUUUCUUUCUUCUAUUUCUUCGUUCUUAUAUUUUCCCGUUAGUUUCUCACUCUCACCAUCUCUUCUCAUUCAUUUGUUCAUUCCUUGAUUCAAUUUCGUAUUCUUUCUCUUUCUUUCUUUCUUUCUCUCUCAUCCAUGCAGCCACCUCGCCGGAAAACCCCUCUGUUCCCAUCGGAGCCGGGGGCAAUGAAGGGUCGCAAGAACAACAACCUUUCCAUUUUCGUUGUUGUUUUCUCCAUUUUCUUAUUUGGGGUGUUCAUGUACAAUGAGGACGUUAAGUCCAUAGCCGAGUUUCCUUUUUCAAGGCCCAAAGCUCAAGAAAUCCAAGAAACGAUGCCCGAACAGAGCAAAAAGCCGGUGAAGGUUGUGGCGAUGGUUGAAGAAGGAAAACCACAGAACGAUGAUGAGAACAAAGCAGUGAAGAAUUCCCAAACUUCACUUGACGAAAACCCAGCUGAGGAUUCUGAUGAAACCCCAGAAAAAAUAAAGUUGGAACCAAUUAAAGAAGAGGAGCAGAAGAUAGAAUUGCCAGUUCUCACCGGAAAAGGAGAAGAGGAAGAAAACGACGACGGUGAAGAUGUCGUUUUGCCACCGGAAGAUUGCGAUUUGUAUACAGGGGAAUGGGUUUAUGAUAAUUCUACCCACCCGUUAUAUAAGGAAGAUGAAUGCGAGUUUCUCACAGCCCAAGUGACUUGUAUGAGAAAUGGAAGAAAGGAUUCCAUGUACCAAGGUUGGAAAUGGCAACCCAGAGAUUGCUCUUUGCCCAAGUUCAAAGCAAGAUUAUUACUAGAGAAACUGAGGAACAAGAGGCUCAUGUUUGUUGGGGACUCACUCAAUAGAAAUCAGUGGGAAUCAAUGGUUUGCUUAGCUCAAUCUGUUAUACCUCCGGGAAGGAAGAGCUUACACAAGUCUGGCUCUCGAAAUAUUUUCAGAAUUGAGGACUAUAAUGCCACAGUGGAGUUUUAUUGGGCCCCAUUUUUGGUUGAGUCAAAUUCAGACGAUCCAAAUAUGCACAGCAUAUUGAACCGUAUAAUAAUGCCUGAAUCGAUUGAUAAACAUGGUGUCAACUGGAAAAGUGUCGACUAUCUUGUCUUCAACACAUACAUCUGGUGGAUGAACACUUUUUCAAUGAAAGUUUUACGAGGAUCGUUCGAUGAAGGGGCCACAGACUAUGAUGAGAUCGAACGGCCAGUAGCAUAUGGAAGAGUUUUGAGGACAUGGGCUAAUUGGGUGAACGAAAAUAUAGAUCCCAAUCGUACUACUGUCUUCUUUAGUAGCAUGUCCCCUCUUCAUAUCAAGAGCUUGGACUGGGAUAAUCCAGAUGGCAUAAAAUGUGCCAAAGAAACUAUGCCAAUACAGAACAUAUCAAGCCCAAUUCAAGUGGGGACAGACCGUCGGCUGUUUGUGAUAGCCAAUAACAUAACUGGGUCGCUCAAAAUUCCGGUUCACUUCCUCAACAUAACAACUCUUUCUGAGUACCGUAAAGAUGCACAUACUUCAGUCCACACCAUACGACAGGGUAAGAUGUUGACCCCAGAACAGCAGGCUGACCCGGCCACGUAUGCAGAUUGUAUACAUUGGUGUCUUCCUGGGUUACCUGACACGUGGAACGAGUUUCUGUAUACACGUAUCAUCUCUCGUUCUUGACCUGUUUGAAGGGGUCGUCUUUUUUUUUUUUUUUUUUUUUGGGUUCGUUUACCAUCCACCUCAGUUCAUAUAAUUUCCCCCUAAAUCUGUCUUUCUUUUUUAGUUUUGUAUAGGUUUCGAGUCACUUCGAUUUUUUGGUUCUUUUUUCUUUUUUAAGCCGAGUGGGGUGGUGGGAUAAGGGAUGUCAUUUUUGACAAGUGGGCAAAAUUUCAUAGGCCGAAAAUGGGCAAUUUAAUACGCUUACUUGAAUUGUACUUAACAAAACAAAUAAAGUAAAUCAAAAAAUUGUACGUAAUGCACAACUGUUUCCUCUUAGCUU